AAAUCAUGAUUCACCAAAGCCUUAGGGAAUAGACAAGCUUGCUGUUAACAUUGUCUCGGAGGAUAACGUUGUUGUCUGUACCAUUUUCCAGUGUUCAUUACUGUGUUUCUGUCACUAGGAUUACCAUCUUCACCAAUACUCAAUGGCUUCUUCUUUUCCUCUUUAUCAACCAACACCAUGCUUCUUUUCAAAUACCCAGUUCAAAGGUUUGCGCCAUGGCUGUUUGUGGCGACCCACUUACUCCUUUGCCUCUUCUGCUCAAAACAAAGUAAAACCUGUUCAAUCUUCGGUUGAUGCUGCCCCAUUUCCCUUGUUACAGCCACCUCAAGUUGAAGAAUCAUCCUCUGAGUUGGAGCCUGUGGAUCCUGAUUUCUACAAGAUAGGAUUCGUCCGAAGCAUGCGAGCUUAUGGAGUUGAUUUUAAGGAAGGGCCAGAUGGUUUUGGUGUGUAUGCUUCUAAAGAUGUUGAACCUCUUCGCCGACCAAGGGUUAUAAUGGAAAUUCCUCUUGAAUUGAUGCUAACCAUAAGCAAGAAGCUCCCAUGGAUGUUUUUCCCUGAUAUAAUUCCCCUUGGCCAUCCAAUAUUUGAUAUUAUCAACUCGACAAAUCCAGAGACAGAUUGGGAUUUAAGAUUAGCAUGCCUUCUCUUGUUUGCGUUUGACUGCAAAGACAACUUUUGGCAGUAUUACGGCGAUUUCUUACCAAGUGCAGAUGAGUGCACUAGCUUACUUCUAGCUACUGAGGAGGAACUUUUGGAGCUGCAGGAUCCCGAUCUUGCCUCUACUAUGAGAACUCAGCAACAACGAGCCUUAAAAUUCUGGGAGAAGAACUGGGUAAAGAGAAAAUUGUCCUUGUUCAAAAUUCAUAGUGGUGCGCCCCUAAAAGUAAAACGUCUUGCUCGUGAUUCUCAAAGGUUCAUUUGGGCUGUAGGAAUCGCACAGUCACGAUGUAUCAACAUGCAAAUGAGAAUGUGUGCACUAACUCAAGAUGCAAAUAUGCUGAUUCCGUAUGCCGAUAUGCUGAACCAUUCUUUCGAGCCGAAUUGUUUUUUCCAUUGGCGUUUUAAGGACAGGAUGCUUGAGGUUCUUAUAAAUGCUGGACAACAUAUUAGAAAGGGAGAUGCGAUGACAGUUGAUUACAUGAGUGCACAGAAGAAUCACAUGUUAAUGCAAAGAUAUGGAUUUUCAUCGCCAGUGAAUCCUUGGGAUGUGAUCAAAUUCUCAGGCAAUGCACAAAUCCAUUUGGAUUCCUUCUUGUCAGUCUUCAACAUAUCUGGUCUUCCUGAAGAGUAUUAUCGUAACGAAGUUCUAUCAAACGCUGGAGAUACUUUUGUCGAUGGAGCAGUCAUAGCUGCAGCACGAACAUUGCCGACGUGGUCAGAUGGAGAUUUGCCUCCAAUCCCAAGUACAGAAAGGAAGGCUGCAAAGGCAUUACAAGAAGAGUGCAAACAAAUGCUUGCAGAAUUUGCUACCACCUCUAAACAAGACCAGAAAUUUUUAGAUUCAUCACCAGAAUCGACGAGAACUCUUGAUGCUGCAAUAAAGUACAGAUUGCACAGAAAAUUGUUACUGGAAAAAGUUAUCCUAGCAUUGGAGAUCUAUCAAGAACAAAUACUGUUCUGAUUUCAAUCUACUAAUUGUACAAUAGCCAUGAAAAUUUUGUAACAUUGUUGUGUCUGUAAUCCUGUAUCACUAGUUUAGCCAAUGGUCUCAGAUUCUAUUGCCAUAUUAUUCAAUUUGUUGUAUCAGAAAAGUGUAAAAGUGUAGUUGUAUGAUAACUAUAAACUGAUCAAAGGACCUUAUUAACUGUUCACUAGAUUAAAAGUAUAACUCCUUGAGUUCUCUUUGAAUAUGUACAAUUUUUCAAAUCUA
This is a messenger RNA of Cicer arietinum (chickpea), 1870 nucleotides long. Its product is annotated as protein PLASTID TRANSCRIPTIONALLY ACTIVE 14. Lineage: Eukaryota; Viridiplantae; Streptophyta; Magnoliopsida; Fabales; Fabaceae. Gene Ontology annotation, biological process: plastid transcription; peptidyl-lysine monomethylation; thylakoid membrane organization. The record is from RefSeq and is a predicted model, not a curated record. Gene Ontology annotation, molecular function: protein-lysine N-methyltransferase activity; protein binding. Gene Ontology annotation, cellular component: chloroplast thylakoid; plastid-encoded plastid RNA polymerase complex.